Messenger RNA from Nycticebus coucang (slow loris), 1659 nucleotides. It is a transcript of the gene FOSL1, whose product is annotated as FOS like 1, AP-1 transcription factor subunit. Gene Ontology annotation, molecular function: DNA-binding transcription factor activity, RNA polymerase II-specific; RNA polymerase II cis-regulatory region sequence-specific DNA binding. Gene Ontology annotation, biological process: regulation of transcription by RNA polymerase II. The record is from RefSeq and is a predicted model, not a curated record. NCBI's taxonomy places the organism in Eukaryota, Metazoa, Chordata, Mammalia, Primates, Lorisidae. The transcript has 4 exons. Gene Ontology annotation, cellular component: nucleus. Bases 175 to 993 code for a protein of 272 amino acids.
GCGGCGCGUCUGGAGAGGUGGAGCCCAGAGGUGGCUGCGAAACGCCCCUACCUCCCGCGGUCGAAGUGGUUCAGCCCUAGAACUUUUCAUUCAUAAAAAGAAGGACUCCGCGAGGCACUCGUGAGUCAGAACCCCAGCAGCCGACGCGGACCCCACAGAGCAUCAGCCCAAGGCAUGUUCCGAGACUUCGGGGAACCCGGACCGAGCUCCGGGGCCAGCGGCGCGUACGGCGGUCCCCCGCAGGCCCCUGCCGCCGCGCAGGCUGCGGCCCAGCAGAAGUUCCACCUUGUGCCAAGCAUCAACGCUGUGAGUGGCAGUCAGGAGCUGCAGUGGAUGGUACAGCCUCAUUUUCUGGGACCCGGCAGCUACCCUAGACCUCUAUCCUAUCCCCAGUACAGCCCCCCACAAUCCCGGCCAGGAGUCAUCCGGGCCCUGGGGCCACCUCCAGGAGUACGUCGCCGGCCCUCUGAACAGAUCAGUCCAGAGGAGGAGGAGCGCCGUCGAGUAAGGCGCGAGCGGAACAAGUUGGCCGCAGCCAAGUGCAGGAAUCGAAGGAAGGAACUGACUGACUUCCUGCAGGCGGAAACGGACAAGCUAGAAGAUGAGAAAUCUGGGCUGCAGCGGGAGAUUGAGGAGCUGCAGAAGCAGAAGGAGCGCCUGGAGCUAGUGUUGGAAGCCCACCGACCCAUCUGCAAAAUCCCAGAAGGAGCCAAGGAGAGGGACACAGGAAGUACCAGCAACACCAGCAGCCCUCCAGUCUCCUGCUGCCCUGUACCUUGUAUCUCCCUGUCCCCAGGACCUGUGCUUGAACCUGAGGCAUUGCAUACCCCCACACUCAUGACCACACCCUCCCUGACCCCUUUUACCCCCAGUCUAGUCUUCACCUACCCAAGUACCCCUGAGCCCUGUGCCUCAGCUCAUCGCAAGAGUAGCAGCAGCAGUGGGGACCCAUCCUCUGACCCUCUUGGCUCCCCCACCCUCCUCGCUUUGUGAGGCACCCCAGCCCAGCUCCCCACAGGUGCCACCCUAGCGAACAUCUCCUCCCCUUCCCCAACUGGUCCAGCUGGCCUGGACCAUAUCCCACACCCAACCCAGCAGGUUCUUCUCCAUCCCUCCAGAUAAGACUGAGCUUAUUUUGCUUCCCAAUAGAGCCAGCUUGGGGCCACCAGAAUUGCCCACUGUUUUUCUAGAGCUGGCCUCUCUAGCACAAUUUGCACUAUAUCAGAGACAAAAUAUCUCCCACUUGGGCCAGAGGAAUCCUAGCAGCCCAAAGAGACUUUGUAGACCCCUUGAGUCUUCUGGAGCCCUAACCCCUUCAGACUACCCCCAAACUCUACAUCACCCUCUUCCUGUGAUCCACCCAACUCUACCCAAUGACAUAAGGUGCCAUUCUACCAGCGUGCAACACUAAUUCACCCAGCCCCACUGCCAGCAGCAGCAGGUGAUUAAGCCAGGGCAUUCUACCUGCUCCUCCUGAGUUGCACAGCUCAGGAGGAGCCAGAGGUUUCUGUGAUGAGCUGAGUUGCAGACCCCAGCUCUGAGAAACCUUCAGUUCCAGGAAAUCCAAGCCUCCACAGUGAGGGCAGCUGCUAUUUAUUUUCCUAAAGAGAGUAUUUUUAUAUAAACCUGCGAAAAUGGAAUAAAAGGCUUGAAGCUCUG